Drosophila serrata is the source of this 1725-nucleotide messenger RNA. RefSeq lists its product as uncharacterized. NCBI's taxonomy places the organism in Eukaryota, Metazoa, Arthropoda, Insecta, Diptera, Drosophilidae. The record is from RefSeq and is a predicted model, not a curated record. Gene Ontology annotation, molecular function: protein binding.
AAAAUGUCGCAAAGUGCCAUUAAAUCAGUAGCCCUUUUGGGGGCAAUAUUUCUGUUCGCCUUCUCGUUAAGACAAGUGCUGUGCGAUGACAACGGCUUAAGGAAUUCGCGAUUAAUGCAAUUCUUCAGUGAACCCCAGCCGCAUUUCUACCACAACCGACCAAGUCCCGGACUAUUGCCCAGAAUAAGGUCACGUUCUGAUAACUUACCCCUACUCUCGGUAAACCCAAACAAGUUCCCGAAGGAUUUCUCACUAAAAUCUCCCCUACCUGCAACGGUUCAGCAUAUAAUGCGCCGUGAACAUUCCGGAAGUGUUCCUUCCAAUGAACCCAUCAGGCGGUAUCACUACGAUCAGAACCAGCCCGGGCGAUUUGCCCAUGUUAAAGAUGCUCCGGUUUUGGAUGUUGGGAAAAAUCAAUUUCCUCCUCAAUAUUUUUCCGAGCAAUACAUUCAAAAUUUCAAAGCCUCACCGCGAUUUAAUGGGAAUAUCAUUCUGAAGGAUCAAAAACCAGUGUACGCCCCUAUUCAACAGCAUGCAAUCCCCGUACAGGCUUCUCAAUAUUUGCAUUAUCCCAAACUUCUUGGUCAACAGGGAGGCAGUUUCAGCCUUGUUCCCUCUCAACAGACCGCCCUCCAAAACAAUCAAUUUCCGCAGGAGCAGAAAAUGUAUUCGGUUCACGAAGAGUCGGAUAAUCUGUCGAAGCCAGGCUAUAAUCAGGGAGUAAACUAUCAACCGGCCACGCCUCAUCUAAAAGAGGCCAAGGAGGCGCAGGAUUAUUUGCAGUUUAUGAGCACCAACGAAUACUUUUUGCCCAAACGAGAUCCUGAUUAUAAAAAGUUGGACGCCGAGCACGAUCAGCAGAAGCAGAUUCACCCAUAUUCACACCAACACCAUUUGCAGCACCAACAGCAACAGCAGCCUCACCAGCAGCAGCAACAUCUGCAUGUGCAGCACCAACAGCAACACCCACAAAAGCAACAUCAGCAACCACAGCAGCUUCAGCCACAUCUUCCCUAUAAAUCUGGUGGUCUAGACAACUCAGUCUCCUCCAGUUACAAUGAACCCAUACAAGUUUCUGAUUUGUUCUACCAGCAAGACCCAGCUCCUGCGAAUUCCGCAGUGGUUCGGGGAAGUUAUCAGGCUGGUCAGGAUGUGUUCGUGGUGAAAUCCGACGGCAACAAAGCUGUCAAGCAUGUAGUCUCAACUCCCAUGUCGGUACAAACGUCGACCCAAACGCCACCGAAGGGUCAACAUCUUGGAAAGAGUCAUAAGAGCUAUACGCCAGAGCCAGUGAGAUUUGAAUUCACCGAACAGGAUGCGAUUAGGGGAUCUAUGAAAUACACUCAAUCCCCACAGGCAAAUCAAUUUUACUACGAAACGGUCGCUCAAGCAGUCCGGGAUCCGGUUAAAACUCCUGCCUCUGUCAAGGAUCUCGCUAAGCCCAUCAAAGAAUACAGCGACGAUCCAGAAGACAGUUCUGAUACAGAAAAUGGAAAACAGCAGGAGGAUCAGCAGGUACACACUGUGUCAAGUGCUGCUACUGAAGAGAAUCAAAAAGAUACGGAAAAUUACUGCGAGAAAAUCUGUGCCAACGUGUAUGAUGAGAACGAUGAAAUAAUUUGUGGAUCUGAUGGUUACAUGUACACGGGAGAAACACAACUUCAGUGCUAUUCAUCUUGUCUAAAUAUAAGCGUGACUAUUAAAAGCAAAGGAUCAUGCACAUGA